AUGGGAAACCUAUCUUCUUCUAACGAGAAGAAGCCUCUUCCCAUCGACACUAUAUUCAAGCUUCCAGCUAACUUACCAAUUUGGCCACAAGGUGGUGGAUUUGGUAGUGGAAUCAUUGAUCUAGGAGGUCUAAAAGUGUUACAAAUCUCAACAUUCAACAAAAUUUGGACAACCUUAGAAGGGGGACAAAAUGAUCUAGGAGCAGCUUUCUUUGAGCCAACACAAAUACCUCAAGGGUUCUUCUCAUUAGGACACUAUAGUCAACCUAACAACAAACCUCUCUUUGGUUGGGUUUUAGUUGCAAAAGAUGAGUCCAAUGGAGCAUUAAAAAAUCCAAUUGAUUACACACUUGUUUGGAGUAGCAAGGCACAAAAAAUCAAACAAGACAAAGAUGGUUACAUUUGGUUACCAAUAGCACCUAAUGGUUAUAGCCCUUUAGGCCAUAUUGUCACAACCACACCUGAAAAACCUUCACUUGAUAGAAUCCAAUGUGUUAGGUCAGAUCUCACUGACCAAUGUGAGAUCAAUACAUGGAUUUGGGGUAAAGACAAGAAAAUUGAUGAAAAAGGUAUCAAUGUUCAUAAUGUUAGACCAAGCAAUAGAGGCACACAAGCUCCUAGUGUUCUUGUUGGAACAUUCUUAGCACAUGUUGGUGAAAUUAAAAAUAGCCCUUUACCAAUUUCAUGUUUGAAAAAUUCAAACUUUAUGAGUUUUUCUUCAAUGCCUAAUUUGCCUCAAGUUAAGGCCCUAGCACAAAACUAUUCACCUCUCAUGUACUUGCACCCAAAUGAAAAGUUUCAACCUUGUUCAAUUAAAUGGUAUUUCACAAAUGGAGCAUUGCUUUAUAAGAAAGGGGAAGAAGAAAAUCCAAUUGACAUAGACCCAUUAGGCUCAAAUCUUCCUCAAGGUGGAAGCAAUGAUGGUUCUUAUUGGUUGGAUCUACCAAAAGAUAAAGCUAAUAGAGAAAGAGUCAAAAAAGGGACAUUAAAAGUUGGGCUUAUAGAUAACAUUUCACUUGGUAAAAUAGGUGAACACAUUGGUGAUUGGGAACAUGUUACUUUAAGGAUAAGUAACUUUAAUGGAGAGUUAAAAAGUGUUUAUUUUUCACAACAUAGUAAUGGUCAAUGGCUUGAUGCUUCACAAGUUGAGUUUCAAAGUGGGAAUAAAUCUGUGACUUAUUCUUCAUUGAAUGGUCAUGCUAUUUAUUCUAAAGCUGGACUUGUUCUUCAAGGUGUUAGUGAUAUAGGGAUAAAGAAUGAAACUAAGAAGAGUGAUAUGGUUGUUGAUUUUGGAGAUGGUUUUGAGAUUGUUUCUGGGGAGUAUUUGGGGGAUGAGGUUGUUGAACCUAGUUGGUUGAAUUUUUUUAGGCAAUGGGGUCCUAAAAUUACUUAUGAUUUAGGUGAGGAGUUGAAAAAGUUGGAUAAAGUGAUUCCUGGUUUGAAAUUGCCUAAUGAGUUGUUGGGUGAGGAAGGGCCUACUGGGCCAAAGCUCAAGAGAAAUUGGAACGGAGACGAAGUUUGA
This is a messenger RNA of Vicia faba (fava bean), 1521 nucleotides long. The record is from the annotation of a GenBank genome assembly. Lineage: Eukaryota; Viridiplantae; Streptophyta; Magnoliopsida; Fabales; Fabaceae.